This is a messenger RNA of Racocetra fulgida, 3066 nucleotides long. The record is from the annotation of a GenBank genome assembly. Lineage: Eukaryota; Fungi; Glomeromycota; Glomeromycetes; Diversisporales; Gigasporaceae.
AUGGAUUUACAACAUCGUUCUGUCACUAUUCAAUCAGUUCAAAAAGUGACUGAAGUAAUUAUUGCAAAUCCUGGGGCUGCAAAGUCGUACCCAAAAGGUAAAAAUGAACCUUCACAUUUGGAUAAACUCUGGAAUUUCGUCAAAUCGCCAACUGGAAUAAUAUCUUCAAAUGCUAUUAACAAAUUGGUUGACCUUGUUCAAAAGGGAAUUGUUGAUUGGAAUGAUGCUUUUAAUGGGUUAACGGAUGCACUAUUCUUACUCUCGGGAAAUUCCCUUGAUAAUGCUAUAAUAGGUAUAGCCGAUAUAUUAUCAAACAAAGCGUACAUAGGUGAAUAUCACUUUGGUCAUGGAAGGCAUCCUUUUAUCAUUGCGAUGGCAAUUAAGCCUGAACAGACAUGUACCACCUUACUUUCUCAAUUUGAAAAGAUUUUUGACAUUUCCAGAAUAAAAUAUGUCGAUAACACUCCCCCAAAAAAAUCAGUGUAUAUGGAAAAUUUAUUAAGUAUGAUGAAACCAUAUUUUGAUCAUGUUUUAUUAGAAGGAAUGAAAGGAAAUAUUGAAUUUCAGAAGCAUUGGUCUUCAGUAUUGAUGCAAUUCUUAAUUCGUCUGAUAUAUAAAGAUGUCGAAGAUGAGUUUUACUGGACUUUUAAAGAACAUUUGUUAGAGUAUUUACUCUCUGUUGUUCAAAGAAAAUCAUUGACACCUAUUGUUACUACCACCACGAACAAUUAUAUUACCUCCAAUUCUAUAUACGUUCUCACGCAAUCUCUUGUUCAAGUUGUUGGAGUAAGUUUUGUCCGGAAUGGUUUGAACACAACAUUUUUACAAAAAUUUAACAAUAACCUUGGAGUGCAGAUUUUAGCACUUGCUUGUGAUGCACGUCAUGCGAAUUUAUCAACAAAUCAUUAUAUUUCGUUAUUUUAUAAAAUAUUAAUGCCUCAAGAAGGUUCCUUAAAUUACCUAUCAAAAUCAAGUUUUGUUUUGAUCUGGCCAACGUUAUCUUUUUUGCUUCUUGAUGCCCAGUCUAUUGAUGACCAAUCCAUGAUCCUCGAGAUUAUGCAAAAAUUAAUCGAACUCAAAUUAAAGAACAUUAAUGAUCGAGAUGUUCCACCUGCAUUGAUUAGUGUUGCAAUUUUGCCCUUGUUCCAAGUGAUUUCUGAUUUGGAAAAGAGUGAAUCAAGGAAUAUUGCUACGGAAAUACUCUUGAUUAUUCAAAAAUUUCAGGCGUUACAAUAUGUGCCUUUGGAAUUUAAUGAGGUAAUGUGUAACCAUAAUGCCACAAAUUUGUUUAAAAAUAUCUCUAAUCUAGACUAUGUAGCAGAUCAAGAAGUUCAUGUUGAUGACUCUGUUCGGUUUAAAAUCCAAAAAGAUUAUAGACUCCUAAAACCGGGUCUUAUGGCUAUUUCAAAAUUUAAUGCAACUGAUAUAUUGUCGGUCUUUCCCACAUCAUCCGAAAUAUUGCUAUCUCAAAUUUUUAAUUUGAAUGAAAAUCUGAGUCAAGUUGAAGAAUGGCAAUUUGUAUUAAGCAAGAUCAUUUCACAUGAAGUCAAUAGCAUGAGACGAAGUUUAUUAAAGGGCAUCUCUGUUGACGUUAAUAGUGGUAAAUCAGCCACAUCGUCUUCCGAAAGUGCUAAUAUCUUUCAAAGUAAAAAGGAUAAAGUGGCAUCUAUUGCUACAAAAAUUGUGGACAACUGGGAAAAUGAAGUAGUUAGUCCUGGUUUACGGGCUGGAUAUGCAUUAGCUUCAUUGAUCUGUUUUACUCCUCAAAUUGAUGAUUCUGAUAAAUUGAAAUUGCAAACAUUAUGUGAAAUAAAAGAUCUCAAAGCGACAAGAUUCUAUAAAUUGAUGGCAAACGCUAUUCAGGAUAUUAAAUUAACUGAUCAUUGGGAUUCAAGCCUUAUCGCCAGCGAUGACGUUCAAUUUGCUGUCGCAAUGGCUUUAGGGUAUUUAUCCAGUUUAGUAAUUAUGAAUGAAAAAUUAGUACAGGAAGUGGUUGAUACUUUAGUCACAAAGUUAAGUGAAGAUAAGAAUUCUACAACAGGAUGGGCUUUAUUUGGUGCAGGAUAUUCGCUUGGAACACUUUUAUCAUAUCUUGCUUCAUCUCCAAUGAAGACGUCUUUAAUGUCAAACAUUUGUUCGCAAACAGUGUCAUUUCUUUACGAUUUCAUUUCAAAUACACCUUCAGAUAAUUUGGAGCAAACUAAUACGCGUUUAGGCGUUAUGAUUGGAUUGUCAAACGUUGAUUGUGAUGACGAACCAGAGGUCAAACGAAUAUAUCAAAUGGCGUUAUCCGAUUUAAAGGAGUUUGUCGAAAGUGAUGGAAGGGUUGAUGAACGUAUUAAAAAUAGGAUUGCUGGAUCCACAUGGUUUGUUAGUUUUUCGAGAGGUAAAAGCUUAAACGAAGAAAUUACUGAAAUUUUGGAAAAAGCAACAAAGAUUUCGGGUGCUAAAAGCGAAAUGUCCGAAUAUAAUUUUCAUUGUUCACAAUCUUAUUCGCAUGCUUUACAAGACAUUCUCCAAGUAAAGCAAUCGUCGCGAUCACUUGCAGGUGUUGAUUACUUUUCGCUUCCUUAUCAUGCACGAAAUGGAAAUUUUUAUUUCUUUUCCUCAGCUCCUUCUGCUAUUGUUAUGCAAGUUUUGGAUGCUUUGCAGAAUGUUACAGGACUUGGGUCACAUGCUUUAUCUUCAGGAAUGACUAUGAACGAUGUUAAAGGUGGAAGAUUAGCUGUAAUUAUUUUGGGACAAUUAAUGCAGGUUAUCGAAAGAAUAUCUGAAAAUACCGCGAUGCUUAUUGGUGAUUCUGAGAGAUCUGUUACAAGCAAUGCUAAUGUUGAUAUAAAAUUUAAAACAUUACUUGUUUGUGAAGGACUUGGGAAAAUUCUCGAGUUAUGUGGAUUUGAAAAAGCCACUCAAACAACUAAUGAAGCAGAGGACAAGCAAUCUACUAAGAUGCGAGGAGUAGAAAGUAUUGCAAAAAAAGUAGUAGUACCAAAUUUAAGGGUAUUGGAUAUUGUUGAUAAAAUGACAUCUUUUUUAUUUAGUAAUUCAGUUAGUCCCGGAAAUAAG